AUGGCAAAGCGUCAGACCAUAAUUCAGGAGAAUGGCUCCAAGAGAAGGCGAGAGGAGGGGAAGGAUGAUCCGAUGAGAGGACUUGACGUCGCAGAAGACUUGACAACAGAGACAGUCUUGGAGACCUACGACGUGAAGACUUCGGGUGGCAAUUGUGUUCAUGAGUGCGUGCGACCGGCAGAAGCAGCUGGCCAGCCAACGGCAGCAUUGCCAAGUACUCCGGCAAAAACUUACAGUUUUCAGUUAGAUGCCUUUCAGCAAGAAGCCGUGAAUUGCUUGGAGAGAAGAGAAUCUGUCAUGGUGGCAGCGCACACAUCUGCUGGCAAAACAGUCGUCGCGGAGUAUGCAAUCGCCAUGGCACUGCGAGACAAGCAACGCAUUAUCUACACUUCUCCCAUCAAGGCCUUGAGCAACCAGAAAUAUAGGGAUCUGCAGGAUGAAUUCAACGACGUGGGUUUGAUGACGGGUGAUGUAACCAUCAACCCUCAUGCUUCCUGCAUGAUUAUGACGACUGAGAUUUUGCGGUCUAUGCUGUAUCGAGGUUCCGAUGUUUCACGAGAGAUGGCUUGGGUUGUUUUUGACGAAGUGCAUUACAUGCGAGAUCGAGAUCGUGGUGUGGUUUGGGAGGAAGUGAUGAUCUUGCUUCCAGAUUCAGUCCGACUUGUUUUCUUGUCUGCAACAAUCCCAAAUGCCAGGGAGUUUGCAGAAUGGAUCUGCCGAAUAAAGCACCAGCCAUGCCAUGUGAUCUACACUGACAAGCGCCCAGUUCCACUGCAACAUUAUUUGUUUCCUGCAGGUGGCGAUGGAGUGUACAUGGUUGUCGAUGAGAAGGGUCACUUUCGUGAAGACAACUUCCACAAAGCCUUAACAGCCUUGCAGAGUGCUGCUGACUCAACAAAUGUGGACACAAAGAAGAUUCAGAAAAAGAAAAGCAAAAGCAACUUGGGUGACUUGGAAAAGAUUGUGAGGAUGUGUGGUGACAGAGGCUAUUUGCCAGUCAUUGUUUUCUCAUUCAGCAGGAAGGAGUGUGAGGCCAAUGCAGUGGCUUUGAAAAAGAUGGACGUCACAGAUGACGAUGAGAAGAGAUUGAUUGAUGAAGUCUUCAACAAUGCGAUCAUGACACUGGGUGAUGAGGAUCGGGAACUACCUCAGGUGCAAAGUAUGCUUCCGCUUCUGCGACGUGGCUUAGGCAUCCACCAUGGAGGUUUACUUCCGAUGUUGAAAGAAGUUGUAGAGAUUCUCUUUCAAGAGUCUUUGAUCAAAGUCUUGUUCUCUACCGAGACCUUUGCUAUGGGUAUCAACAUGCCCGCAAAGACUGUGGUCUUCACCAAUACUCGGAAGUGGGAUGGCGUUGAAUACCGAAUCCUCAAUGCCGGUGAAUACAUCCAGAUGAGCGGCCGUGCUGGCCGGCGAGGCAAGGAUGAUCGUGGACUUACCAUCAUCAUGUUUGAUGAGAAAGUGGAACCAGAGGUUGCAAAGGAGAUGUUCCUGGGUCAAUCCUCCAAGAUCUUCAGUGCAUUUCACUUGGGAUACAACAUGCUCAUAAACCUCCUCCGUUUGGAAGGUGCAGAUCCAGACUACAUGAUCCAAAGGAGCUUCCAUCAAUUUCAGAAGGACAAGUCCGCCUUGGAGAUUCAAGCUCGGAAGCAAGACCUUGAAACAGAGGUGGCGAACCUGGAGGAUCUUCGUGUAGCAGUGAAUGAUAAUAAUAGCAGCUAUGCAUUCAAUGUAGAUGAAGCGAUUGCAGAUUACUACUACAUCGACAAGCAGUUGAAGAAAAAGAUGGAUGAAAAGCGUGAGAUUAUUGUCCGACCAGAGCAUAUUGCUCCCUUUCUCAAUCCAGGACGGCUUGUGUGCCUGAAGGAUGGCGAGACAGAUUGGGGCUGGGGAAUUCUAAUCUCUGCCGCACGGAAGAAGCUCACUGAACAGCACGUUGUAUUGGAAGAUUCUGAGCCUCAGUGGGUUUUGGACAUUUUCCUGCCUUGCGAUGCGGAGCUGAAAGAUCGACCCCCACGGCCCGACGGCAAAGCAGAGGGCAGGAUCCUAUCUAUGGCACUACCGCUGGUACAAAAGAUCAGCAAGAUUCGAUCGAACAUGCCUUCCGGUGACCCGGAUAGUGAAGAUUCUCGCCGGGCAUUGCUCAAGACUUUGCAUCAGAUCAAGAAUCACAAGAGCUUUAAACAAGGCAUCCCUGAGCUUGACCCAGUGGCAGAGAUGAACAUCAAGACGGAGGAGAUGAGCAAUGUGAUGUCCAGCAUUGCCGACCUAGAGAAGAAGUUGGCCACGAACAGCUUUCACGGCCACGAAAAGAUGCAGCUGUACUAUGAUUGCUUUGCCAAAAAGGUGAAGAUGCAUGGAGAGGUGCAGGACUUGGAGAAGCAGAUCAACCAAAGUCGCUUUAUGGUCAUGAGUGAUGACUUGCGAGCCAUGAGACGAGUGUUGAGAAGGAUCGUGUUUCAGAACGUGUUUGCUGAUAUUGAUGCUAACAACAUCAUUGCUCUAUGCUCUUGCUUGGUCUUCGAUGAGAAGUCAGAGGAUCCGAUCACCAAUAAUCUGGAUCUCAUGAAAGCUUUUGAAACCUGCAAGGGCAUUGCCCGAAAUGUGGAAAACAAGAUCCCUAUUGAUGUGGAGGAGUACGUCCAAAAGCUAAAGCCUCAGUUGAUGGAGGUGGUCCUGCAUUGGUUGGAGGGGAAGAAUCAGUGCAACUUGUACGAAGGCAGCGUGGUGCGGGUGAUUCGUCGCCUUGAAGAGCUCAUCCGAGAGCUGGCGACGGCGGCCAAGACCAUUGGCAACGAGGAGCUGGCCUCGUCAAUGCCAGGUAGAUACGACCACUCUGCCGUGGAAAAGGACCUGUAUGGUUGGUGGGAAUCUGCUGGUUUCUUCCGACCAGAAGUUGCAGAGAAGGUCCCCUCCGAGUCAGAGAAGAAGGAGUCCUAUGUAGUACCCAUGCCACCGCCCAAUGUGACUGGCAGGCUUCACAUGGGUCAUGCCAUGUUCGUGAGCUUGGAGGAUGUCCUCACACGUUUUCAUCGAAUGCGUGGCGAUCAAACUCUUUGGUUACCAGGCACCGAUCAUGCCGGCAUUGCGACGCAGAUGCUGGUGGAAAGACAGCUGGCCGCAGAGGGCACCUCGCGCCAGGAAGUGGGCAGGGAGGAAUUCCUGAGACGCGUAUGGGAAUGGAAGGAGGAGAAAGGCGGUGCCAUCGUCGAUCAGAUGCGAUGCUUGGGUGCCUCAGCCGACUGGUCCAGAGAGCAGUUUACGCUGAAUGAUCACAUGAGCGGCGCAGUGGUUGAGGCGUUUUGCCGGUUGCAUGAGAUGGGUGCCAUUUUCCGUGGUCAACGCAUGGUGAACUGGAGCCCAGUCUUGCAGACUGCGGUCAGCGACCUCGAGGUGGAGUACUCUGACGCUCAAGGACACUUGUAUUAUUUCAAGCCACGAUCUGAGCUGACCUCGUUUGGAACCGGUGCAUUGAAGAUCACACCCUCUCAUGACUUCAACGACUUUGAGAUUGGUCAAAGACACGGCCUUGAGAACUAUACGGUCAUUGGGUUGGAUGGAUCUAUGGCAAACACCUUGGAAGCCUUAGGCCAGACGCCUUGCACGUGGAUGGAUCCCAUCAACUUUGCCCAAAGAUAUCCAAAAGAUCAAUUUGGGACCUUGGGAAGGUUCGCCCGAAUACGUGGGCCUUGA
This is a messenger RNA of Durusdinium trenchii, 3690 nucleotides long. The record is from the annotation of a GenBank genome assembly. NCBI's taxonomy places the organism in Eukaryota, Dinophyceae, Suessiales, Symbiodiniaceae.